Molecule: messenger RNA, 1307 nt
Organism: Coniophora puteana RWD-64-598 SS2
Lineage: Eukaryota; Fungi; Basidiomycota; Agaricomycetes; Boletales; Coniophoraceae
Product: TBP-domain-containing protein
Exons: 4
Coding region: 74-961 (295 amino acids)
Biological process (GO): DNA-templated transcription initiation
Molecular function (GO): DNA binding; RNA polymerase II general transcription initiation factor activity
Source: RefSeq, a predicted model, not a curated record
CAGAUCUUCCCACGGAUAAUUAGACUAUCGGAUUUUUUUGUCGGCCUCCACGUCCUCCUCGUCACUGUCCAAGAUGUCGUUCGCGCUCCCCACACGCCAAGUCACCUUCGGUCGCCCGUCGGCAUCCCAGCCGACGUUCACCCAGCAACAGUUCCAGCAGCCUGCACAGCCCGCGAGCCAACCCUCGCAUGGUCUCGCUCUGCCAGGCGCGAACUCGUAUAGCUUGCCGGGACCGUCCACCCUUCCUGGUCCUUCGCCUCUCUCUCAGUCCCAUACCCCUCCUCAGUCGACAUCUAUUACUCCCGUCACCAAUGGCGUGCACGCCAACGCGGCUGCCGGUCCCUCGACGCCACCCUCGUCAACAGUCCCGUCGACUCCUGCCCCGCUCACGCUCGAGCAGCAACACAUCACUGCUGUCGACGGUAUCGUGCCGACACUUCAAAACAUCGUCGCGACCGUCAACUUGGACUGUCGUUUGGACCUCAAGACGAUCGCGUUGCACGCGCGCAACGCAGAGUAUAAUCCCAAGCGUUUCGCGGCGGUUAUCAUGCGCAUUCGCGACCCCAAGACGACCGCACUUAUCUUCGCCUCGGGCAAGAUGGUCGUGACGGGCGCGAAGAGCGAAGACGACUCGCGUCUUGCGUCGCGCAAGUACGCCCGCAUUGUGCAGAAGCUCGGCUUCGACGCCAAGUUCUCGGAGUUUAAGAUUCAGAACAUCGUCGGCUCUUGCGAUGUCAAGUUCCCGAUCCGUCUGGAAGGUCUCGCCUACAGUCACGGACAGUUCAGCAGCUAUGAGCCUGAGUUGUUCCCUGGGUUGAUCUAUCGCAUGCUCAAACCGAAGGUCGUCCUCUUGAUCUUUGUCUCUGGGAAGAUCGUCUUGACUGGUGCAAAGGUCCGAGAGGAGAUUUACACUGCAUUCAACACCAUCUAUACGGUGUUGUGCGAGUUCAGAAAACCGUGAUGAUCUUGUCCACCAUUGGUUUUUUGUUUUCUUCCCUAACGCCCGCACCCACCGACAUCCGCCGCCUCUGCCUCUACUGCACUGGUAUUGGGCAAGACGUGGUCGUGCGGGCGUACAAAAAUCAUACAUGCGAGGCCGAUCAGGGCGAGGGCGAACGUAGUGCACGGACAUCCUCAGUCACCCCUCAUCGUACCUUUCUUUUCACGGUUACUUGGGUUCUUCCUUUCUCACUCUUCUCUUUUCUUCUCGAACUCUAAACCUUGCAAUCACCAUAAUUCCCCCCUCCUGCAUUGACAAAUAUCUACAUUUAACUUUAUGAUACAUCAGUCGGGCAAUUGUAAAACAG